Vollenhovia emeryi is the source of this 3076-nucleotide messenger RNA. RefSeq names its product beta-1-syntrophin (gene Syn1). Lineage: Eukaryota; Metazoa; Arthropoda; Insecta; Hymenoptera; Formicidae. Gene Ontology annotation, molecular function: protein binding; structural molecule activity. The record is from RefSeq and is a predicted model, not a curated record. The coding region runs from base 1 to 1725 and encodes 574 amino acids. The transcript is spliced from 7 exons. Gene Ontology annotation, cellular component: dystrophin-associated glycoprotein complex; intracellular anatomical structure.
AUGGUAGAGCUGUGCGGCAGCGGCCAAGCUUCUUCGGCCAUGGGCGUGAUGGGCAUCGGCUCGAUGGUGACCGCGGCGACGUCGUCGUCCUCCUCGUCGACCACCACGACCACGGGCGCCUCGUCCUCGGCGUCGGGACGCGCCGGUAUCCUCGAGACCCAAGUGCGCGGCCAGUGGUAUCGCGUGUUCGUCUCCCUCGAAGACGAUUAUCUCAGCAUUUCCCUCGACGAGAGCUGCGAGACCGGCAACAACGCCCUGAACAACGGCAACAUCAACAACAACAACGUGGACAGCCUGAACGAUCCGGACGUGCCCGACUCGGUGGCCAAUCAGAAGCGCAUUGUCCGCGUGGUGAAAAGUGACAACAAUGGCCUGGGGAUUUCGAUUAAGGGCGGCAAGGAGAACAAAAUGCCGAUCCUCAUCUCCAAGAUCUUCAAGGGCAUGGCGGCGGACGCUACCGAGCAGCUUUACGUCGGCGACGCGAUUUUGGCGGUCAACGGCGAGGAUCUGCGCGAGGCGACGCACGACGAGGCGGUGAAGGCGCUCAAGAGGGCCGGCAAGAUCGUCGAGCUCGAAGUGAAGUACCUGCGGGAAGUGACGCCGUACUUCAGGAAGGCUUCGAUCAUCCAGGAAGUGGGCUGGGAACUUCAACGCGGUUUCCUGAGCGCGACGCCGCCGCCGCCGAAGUCACCACCGCGGGCGGAUACUCGUUAUCUGCCAUUACAACUCUGCAGACUCACCAGAGCGCAUCCCUCUUCCGAUCCCGAGGGACGCAUCCUAGAACUGCACUCGCCCGACGGCGUCCACGAAUGCUGGUUGAGAGCCGCUGACAACACGGAGGCGAAUGUCUGGUUCAAUGCUUUGCACUCGGCGUUGGCAGCCCUCACCUUGAAAGCAUUACGACUGGCCUCGGCACUUCCGGAUCCGCAGCAGCUUCAGCACAUAGGCUGGCUGGCGAGGAGGCACUGUCUUCAGAAUGGACGAGCCAGUAGCGAGAGCAGCGAAGACGGGGCCGGAAGUAGCGCAAGCACUUCGCGAGGGGCCGGAAGUGGAUUCGGUCUUGCUGCUGGAUGCACCGGCGGAUGGCGUAGUGUCUUCGGCGCAGUUUCAGGCCGGGAACUUAGAUUGUACGAGUGCGCGCCUUGGAGUCCAGAAGCUUGGGCUUCGCCGAGCAUUACCUGCCCUCUCAUCGCAACACGACUGGUCUCCUCUCCGACGCGACAGAAUGAGGCGGCGAGCAGCAGUAGCGGCUCGACUCAACACGGGGCGACGUUCGCGGUUCGGGUUGGCACGAUGGACGGGGUGGUCACGCAUCAUUUACGAGCUGAAACACGAAGGGAUCUGGCGGCCUGGGCGAGGGCGAUCGUUCAGGGAUGCCACGCGGCUGCUCAUUCCUUACGGGAGUACACCGUUCGUUGCACGUGGCAAGGUAAGGCCUGUCAGUUGGUUGUCAACCACGAGGAAGGUUUCGCGCUUUACUCCGCAGGAACGCGGGGCACCGCCGGGAACGGCGUAAGUCCUGGCUCACCACCCACGCCACUCUGGAGAAGAUCCUUCGACAAAUUGAAAAUGUCCGCGGACGACGGCGCCCGUCUUCUGUGGCUCGAUUUUGGCGGCGACGAUGGCGAAAUUGAGCUUGAUUUGGAGAGCUGUCCGAAACCAAUCGUGUUCGUUCUGCACAACUUCCUUUCGGCGAAGAUUCAUCGGCUCGGUCUGAGUGCAUAGGGGCACGAGGGGGCCCUCACAGAGGCCCCCGAUUUGCCUCCUCACACCACCAGGUCUGUUACCAGCGUCUUUCUCCAUUGAACUAGAAAGAAUCACAGUGUGGAAGAAAAAAAUUGAUUUCUUUUCCUUCGAGGAUUCCAAGUAACAAAUAACAGUACUGAGACUUGAUGAGGCAUGAAACAUCCUAAUGGAUAAGAAAUGUAAGGACUAUCUUUGUCAAAGGUUCCGCAUCGCGUGCAGCAUCCCAUUUCAGUUGUGAAACUCUGGAAUGUGGAGAAAAGAAAGAUUCCAAGUGAAACAGAGUAAUAGUGUAACAGUUUAGGAAUGAGUGAGAGUAGAAUAAUGAAUUCGGGCAGGAUAACGAUCCGAGAAUUCUAUAAUCGGGAAACAAUAUACAUGUGAAAUCGAUGAAGCUCCGAAUACGGUGAAGAUUUCAUUUUUUAGAAAUAUCUGAAAAUUUAAAACACUAGACAUUAGAAAUCUAUAGGUUUAGACAUUCCAUUAUCUGCAAAUCUGAAAUCUUACGAUCCAAGAGACUUUUUGAGGAUAGGUUUACAAAAUUUUUAGUAUUUAUUUUAGUUGUGUAAUUCGUCAAGAAUUCUCAGAGAUUAAGAUAUCUACAAUGUUGAAAUCAAAGUUUAACACGUAAGAACUUAAAGAUUUAAAAAAACGGCCUAGCUUUUCCCACGAAGGAUGCGACGACUCGAAUUGCAUGACACACCGUAGAAUUCUCGGACACGGUCCAAGGGUUCCAGUAUUUCGUCAAAGAUGUAUAAGCAAGGUGAAAAGAAGAUUGUGCGUUUGAUAAUUUUGACGGUCCAUGCUUGGAGAUCCUCAAAGCACGAUUGCAACAAAUCGACGCGAGGCGGUCGUUAAAGGCUGGACCACAGUCCCUUUUCUCCUUUUUAUUUUCGACGAUAAUCGAUACGAAGCCAUCCACGAGACGAUAUAUCGAGGAAAGUACGAUACGUGACAAGGACGGAGAAGCGGAGGGGUGAAGAAAAACUCCUACGCCGCUGAUCAACGCGCCUAAGUAACUAAUUUAAUUAACUACUUACCUAACCCUAAGUAAGAGUAAUCGCAAAGAACUGAUUCGACAGAUUUAUCGAUAAAUAUUCAUUAAUCCAACGUCGGAUAUUAAAUUGCGAUUAUUGUAACGAGCAUGGAAAUCAGACAAGCACGAUUGUUUAAAUGACGACUAUGAUCCGUUAUAUAUUCCUUUUAAAUGCAUUUCGUAUAACUUGAGUUUUUAGAAGCGACGUGAAAUUACAUCUUGUCGAGUAGUAUUUGCUACGCGCGAGAGAAAACCGUUAUGUUAACUGAAAUUUUGUAAUUAAAUUAAAUGAUGUCU